GGUUCCUCACGGACGACCUGGUGAGCCACGAGGAGCACGGCCAGCAGCAGAAGUACCUGGGCGUGUGCCGGCUCGCAGGGCCCGGGCGGCGGCACCGGCGCCUGGACCUCAUCGUGGUGCCCUACCGCGAGUCCGCCUGCGCGCUGCUGUACUUCACGGGCUCCGCGCACUUCAACCGCUCCAUGCGGGCCCUGGCCAAGACCAAGGGCAUGAGCCUGUCGGAGCACGCCCUCUGCGCCACCGUGGCCCGGGGCCCCCGAGGCGUCAAGCUGGGACCCGGCCGGGUGCUGCCCACCCCC
Molecule: messenger RNA, 299 nt
Organism: Carlito syrichta (Philippine tarsier)
Lineage: Eukaryota; Metazoa; Chordata; Mammalia; Primates; Tarsiidae
Product: DNA polymerase lambda-like
Exons: 1
Biological process (GO): double-strand break repair via nonhomologous end joining
Cellular component (GO): nucleus
Molecular function (GO): DNA binding; DNA-directed DNA polymerase activity
Source: RefSeq, a predicted model, not a curated record